Molecule: messenger RNA, 1399 nt
Organism: Eruca vesicaria subsp. sativa (arugula)
Lineage: Eukaryota; Viridiplantae; Streptophyta; Magnoliopsida; Brassicales; Brassicaceae
Source: the annotation of a GenBank genome assembly
CCAAAGAAAUGAACCAUCUAAACCUUUCUCUCUCCAUCCUCCUUCUCUGUUUCCUCUUCCUCUCCGUUUCCUCAACUGAUGCCGAUGAUCUCAUGAUCCGCCAAGUAGUCGAUGGAGCCUCCGAGUCCUCCAAGAUCCUCUCCUCUGAACAUCACUUCUCUCUCUUCAAGAAAAAGUUCGGCAAAGUCUACGCAUCCAGCGAAGAGCACGACUACAGAUUCUCCGUUUUCAAAGCCAAUCUCAGACGAGCGAGGCGUCACCAGAAGCUUGACCCUUCUGCACGUCACGGCGUCACACAGUUCUCGGAUCUGACUCGUUCUGAGUUCAAGAAGAAGCAUCUUGGGGUUAGAGGAGGGUUCAAGCUUCCUAAGGACGCUAACAAGGCUCCGAUUCUUCCUACGGAGAAUCUCCCUGAGGAGUUUGAUUGGAGAGAACGUGGUGCUGUUACUCCCGUCAAGAAUCAGGGAUCGUGCGGUUCUUGUUGGAGUUUUAGUGCAACGGGAGCUCUUGAAGGUGCUAACUAUCUUGCGACAGGCAAACUUGUUAGCCUUAGUGAGCAACAGCUCGUUGACUGUGAUCAUGAGUGUGAUCCAGAAGAGGCAGGUUCAUGUGACUCUGGUUGCAACGGAGGCCUCAUGAACAGUGCUUUUGAAUACACACUGAAAACCGGAGGGCUAAUGAGAGAAGAAGACUAUCCUUACACAGGAAAGGACGGUCCUACCUGCAAGUUAGACAAGUCCAAGAUCGUUGCAUCAGUCUCCAACUUCAGUGUCAUCUCCAUUGAUGAAGAACAGAUUGCUGCAAACCUUGUCAAGAACGGGCCUCUUGCUGUAGCCAUCAACGCCGCAUAUAUGCAGACUUACAUUGGAGGAGUCUCGUGCCCUUACGUAUGCAUGAGGAGGCUCAACCACGGUGUGUUAUUGGUGGGUUAUGGAUCGGCUGGUUACGCUCCGGCUAGGUUCAAGGAGAAGCCUUACUGGAUCAUCAAGAACUCGUGGGGUGAGACUUGGGGUGAGGAUGGUUAUUACAAAAUCUGCAGAGGCCGUAACGUUUGUGGCGUUGACAGUCUUGUCUCCACCGUUACAGCCACUGUUGCACCCAGCGUCCAUUAGUUAAGGCAGCUCUUGUUUUAAUAAAUUUAACUUAUGCUGGUGAUUUGUGUGAGCGAGGACUCUUUGCUUUGACUCCCUAUUUCUCUCUGCUUUUUUUAAAUGGAAGAUGAAGUUUGUAUUGUAAAUAAAAUGCAUUUUCUCGAUGAAAAAAAACCAAUACAGUGACCAAACUGACCAUUGCUGCUGAUUUGAGUUGGUGAACGCACAGCAUUCUUGUAUGGGCUUGGUAAUCAGUUUCAGUACCUAUGGGCUGUUAUCUAUUAAUCUAUUUGAUAAUUAAGCCUUAA